AUGCAGUUGCCGGGCACCAUGGCCUUGAUCCAGGCCAAAAAGAACCAGAAGGACAAAAAAAGGAACAGAGUGACACGCGGAGGCGGUUCGCGCGAUUCGAGCGAAGAACCCGCUCAGAGCCCGUCGAGCCACAGAAGGAAAGGAGGCAGCGGCGAGGAGAAACGAUCUGGAAAAAAGAGGUCGCGCGAGGGCGGACAGGACGCCACACACACUGUCGCGACGACCGAGGGAGAAGAGCCGAGCAACAACCCUGGAAAACAAAGCGAUCGCCCGAAAAAGGGUGGCAAUUCGAAAGACGCGGCCAGGAAGAAGCCCAAGCCGCCGCCAAAACUCUCGGCCGAAGCGGAGGGGGCCAUCGACAGAUUCCUCGGGCGAUACUUGAAAGUGAGCGUGGAAGCGCUGCACGAUGAAUGGGUCGGCCUCAAGCUCUACGCACCCCCAUCGACGAAAGCCGACGCCCAUGCCCGGAACCUGGGAAAGAAUAGAUACCAGGAUAUCAUCUGUUGGGAUGAGACGCGAGUGAUCCUGAAGACGGACUACGGCAAUUAUACGGCCGCCGAUGGCGAUUAUAUCCACGCGAAUUGGAUCACGAUGCCGGAUGUCGACCGGAAAUAUAUUGCCACCCAGGGCCCCAAACAGGACACCAUCGAGGACUUUUGGCGCAUGGUUUUCCAGGAAAACAGCUCGUGCGUUCUGUGCGUCACCGAUCUGCUAGAGGGCGGCGUCGAGAAGUGCUGCCAAUACUGGCCGGAGAAGCAGGGCAGCUACCAGAAUUACGGCAAAAUGUUUGUCAACAAUAAGAAGGUGGAGACUCAGGAGGGGGUGGCGACGGUCUAUACGCUGGAAAUUCUACCGGAUUCGUGCUCGAACUCGAUCAUCACCAAGCUUGUCCACUGCACCAAUUGGCCCGACAAGAGCGCAACGUCGGGUCGUCUCGUCAACAAGCUUCGCGUGCAAGUUAAGGAAACGGGCACCACCCCCUGCAUCGUGCACUGCUCGGCGGGCGUCGGCCGCACCGGCACGUUCAUCGCCAUCGAGCUGGUCAUCGCCAAGCUGCUGAAGGGCAGAGACGUGACGGUUCCGGAAGUGUUCACGCAGUUGCGCCAGUGCCGUGCCUCGUCUAUCCAGAGCGAGCAGCAGUACAUGUUCAUCUACACCACCGUUUUGGACUAUCUGGCGGCGAAGAAGCCGUCCGAGACCACGCGCGCUUCCCUCAACCUGCUCUACGACCAGAUCGCCAAAUACGUCGACCAACAGCCC
Mesorhabditis spiculigera is the source of this 1260-nucleotide messenger RNA. Lineage: Eukaryota; Metazoa; Nematoda; Chromadorea; Rhabditida; Rhabditidae. The record is from the annotation of a GenBank genome assembly.